AUGCGAGAGCUUGGUGUGAUAUUGUUGUUAACAGUGGGCCUAGCUGUCGCUCACCAACAAUACCAAGUUCCUGCUGCUGAUGAGAGAACAUACGAGACCCCACCACCCCCACAACAACCACCACAAUCUUAUCAAGCACAGUCCUCACCACCAAAAGAGCCUUCGUAUCAACGUGAGUUUGUAAAGAAAGUUCUUGCAGUUUUGGGUUUUGUAAAAAAAUUCUUGCAGCUUUUUGGUUUUUAAAGAAAGUUCUUGGCAUAUUGUUGUUUGUAAAGAAGGUUUUUGUCAUUUUAUGGUUUGUAAAGAAGGUUUUCGUCAUUUUAUGGUUUGUAAAGAAAUUUAUUGCUAUUUGUGUUUUGGAAAUAAAGUUCUUGUCAUAUUUUGUUUUUUAAAGAAAGUUCUUGCAAAAAAAGUUUUUGUUUUAUUAAAAAUGACAUUCUUAGUGCUGAAAAACGCCUUUUUUGAUGUAUUUUAAUAAUUUUUGGAUCCCACCACGAAAACUUUGAAAUUGGAAAAAUCACUAAAAAUAGCAUUAAAUCUUAAAAAUCAUUAAAAGCAAAAUAAAAAAGAUUAAAGUAAAAAAAAUUUAAUUAAAAAAUAUUUUAUUUUGCGUUUUUUUGGGUCCCACCGCGAAAACUUUGAAGAUUAGAGAUAUGUGUCAAAAUAAGAAAAAAUAUUUAAAAAUUUUUAUUUAUAGUAAAAUACGGAAUCUAAAUGACUAAUUUGAAAUUUUGAAAUUUAUUAUUUUUAGAGCACUCUCAAGGGUACUAUGAAACCCCACCAGCACCAUGUCCAAACGGUGGUAGACGUCAUCCUGGAAGCGGUGAAUGUUGUAAGUCAAUUUUACUUUGGUAAAUCACUCUAUUUAAAUUUUUUAAUUAUUUUUCGUUGUUUCUAAAACAAGGAAGGGUUUUUUAGUUAUAAAAUAGAGAAAGUUUAUUUUAUUUUUGUGUUUUCGUUGUAGGACCAAAAUAUUUUUUUGGCAUUUUUCUGAUUUUUUCCUGAGGCUAUAUUGCAGUUAUACCUUUACUUAUUGAACCUAUAUUUUAGUGCUGAACGAAUGUGAGACAAACCAACAUGACUGUCACGAAAAGGCUCGUUGUAUCGACACUCCAGCCUCGUAUACCUGUGCUUGUCAGUCCGGUUACAUCGACCAGUCAUCUGACCGUCCCGGACGUCAAUGUGAACUUCCAUUGAACAACUGUGCCUCAGGACGUCACGGUUGUUCUCCAGAUGCCACAUGCACCGACACUUACAAUGGAGUUCAGUGUAAAUGUAAGGGUGGAUAUGUGGACAUCUCUCCCGACCAACAACGUAAACCUGGCAGAGUUUGUCGCAAAGAUAUCAAUGAAUGUCUGAGUCCAGUGCUGAACACUUGCUCCAGAGAUGCUACUUGUACUGACACUUUUGAGAGCUACACUUGUGAAUGUAACGCUGGUUUUAAGGAUGUGAACCCAAGCAAUCCUGGAAGAGAUUGUGAGGCUAUUCCACGUAAGUAGGACCAUCCAUUUGGGCAAGGUAGGGUAGGGUAGGGUAGUGUUAAAAAUUUUAAAAAGUUACUAUUUUUCAAAAAUCUACUAUAACUUAAAUAACAAUGUCAUUAUGCUCGUUUCAUUGUCUUUUUGUUAUCAGAAACAAGCUUAUCAAUCAUAACUUUUAGAAGAUACACAGAGCUACCAAACCCCACCACCACCAACAUACCAGACUCCACCCCCACCCACCUACCCAACUCCACCACCACAAGACGCUGGAUAUGAAAGUAGGUGACACAAAAAAAAUUUAAAUAAAAAAAUGGCAAGGCAUUGGUUUAAGCAGUAUAAUAUACACAGAAAAAAAAAUAAAACGGUUAAAAAUAAUAAAUUUAAAAAAAUAUUGUUGUAGAGCCAUCUUGUGCCAAAGAAGGUAAAAUUGAAUGCGAUCCAAACGCCAUAUGUAUUGACUUGGCCAAUGGUGGAUUUACUUGCAAAUGCCCACCAGACCUCAUUGACAAAUCGCCAGAACCAUCAAAACCUGGACGAAAAUGCAUUGAAGGUAAGGGUUUUAAUGUAAAAUACGAUGAAAAAAUUAGGUAUCUUUUAAAAAGUUGUAUUUGAAUAAUGUAAAGCUCCGAUUUCAUGACAAGAAUUGUCUUAAAAAAUGGUGUGGUAGAGUAUGAUCACAAAGAUUUGAAUAUAAGGCCACAUUAACUGAAUAUUUUUUAAAAUUUAAAAGAGUUCUGGCUUUCUGGUCACCUAAAACAAUAUCGGGAAGCCGUGAGCUGUAUCUCAAGAACUGUUUUUUAGUUUUCUUUGAUCUUGGUAUCAAAUUAAACCUUAUUUGAAGCUUGAAAAGGAUUUUUAAAAAUGAAUUGGUUAUUUGGUACUACUUGGAAAGUUAUGACCUGUUUUAGAUAGACACCUCAUUUUAGCUUUUUUUGGUUUUACUGACUUUUCAAACAGAUAUUACUCAAUAAAUUAGUUGAAAUUGACUAUGAUAUAUGUUGCAGAUCAAAAUUUAUGUAUUAACUAAUAUUUUUCAUUCAAUUUUAUUACUAUAAAAGCUCAAUAACAUAUAGAUAAGGAAGUGAUAAAGGGGACAAGUUUUACGUUUUCCCUUUUGCCGCUGUAUAGAGCCCUGCCCUUGGACCCACGUGCACGUGUGCAGGAUCGGCUACUUCCAAAUUGUUUUGGCGCAGACUUUGCCCGGCCAGGCUUAGUGGGCCCUUUUUAGGUCUAGUGACAAAAUUGGUUUUUUAAAAUUCAUCUUGAUCUAGAGACCCUUUUUAAUUAUUUUUUGAAAAAUCAACAUUUAUCACUAUUUUCAACCUCUUUUCUUCAAAAACUUUCUUUACAGAACCAGCCGCCUCCAUUGACGAGCCACCACAAGAAGCCCCCAAGACUGUACCAACCACAACCACCACCACUCCCAUUCCCGGCUUCACGGUUCAAAUCCCAAUCCCAGUCGAGAAGAUUGGCUCCAAUGGUAUCGUGUGGAGCUCUCAGUACAAUCCAGGAGCUCAGUUGUUCGAGGAACUGGUCGAUUUGUUCAAGGAGGGAGUCAACGAAACCAUUGGCAAAACUGAGUUCGGCCCAACUCAUUUGAGAACCGAGAUCUUCAGUGUGAGCAGUGCUAGGAGGAACAACAGGUAAGGAGUGACAUUGGUUUGUUUGUAUUGGGUUUUCGUUGUGGGACCAAAGGUGAUAAGGUGUGUUCGUUGUGUAAUCAAGUAUAGAUGGAUUUUUUCGUUCUGGGACCAAUUAUAAAUAAGGAUUUUCGUUGUAAGAUCGUUUAAAAAGACGUUUUUUCGUUGUAGAACCAAAUUGAAAAAAAUGAAUUUUUUUGCUUGGCGUUACAAAUUUCAAAAAUUUAAUUUUUAGGUAUAUCGUGGCUUUUGAAACUAAAAAGAUUAAUUUUUAGGUAUUUACCGAACCUAAAAUUUUAAAAUUCCAAUUUUCUCACUAUUCUUAAUUUAAAAACUGUAAUUUUCAGUGAAUUUGAACAAGGAGCCCUGAUCGUCUUCAACGGUACCUUCAGUGAGCCAGUCGACCGUUGUAAGGUGUUCGAUGCCAUUAUCGAAAAGGUACAGGAAGAUAAGAACCAUCUGGGAUCGACCGCCUUGAAGGUUCACGAAAAAGUACAGUAUGUCAACCCAUGCCCACAUGACUUGUGUGGUGGCAAGAUCUGCGACACCAAGAAGGGUGAGGUCUGCAUCAACGGUACCACUUGUGGCAUCGACUUCUGUAGCGACUUCACUUGUUAUCCACACUCGAAGCCGGUCAAUCUUAUCGACCGAUGCGAGUGCUACUGUGACAAGGGCUACACCGACCUACGGCCACUUGAAACCAACAAGCUACACCUGGAAGACAAGGACGUGUGUGUGCUUCAUCCAAACUGGUGCACUUUGGGUCUGCACAACUGCUCCAAAGUGGCGGACUGUAUUAUGCUGGAGGAGGACUAUACCUGCAAGUGCUGGGAUGGUUACAAUGACACGAAUCCAGAAGUUCCAGGCCGAUUCUGCGCUGCCGCCUUCUGUGGUGAAUGUGGGGAGCACGGUGCUUGCGUAACCAGCCCAGAAUCCCAGAAUGUGACUUGCGUCUGUACUGAAGGCUACACUGGAGAUCAUUGUGAGAUUGCACCAUCUGCUCUGCCACUUUGGUUGAUGUUGUUGUUGGCGCUGUUGUUCUUGUUAUUGACUUUGUGGUAGGUGGCUUGAUGGUUACAAUAGUUUGAUUUACCUUAGCUUACUCUACCUUACCUUACCUUUACUUACCUUAUCUUAUCUUAACUUACCUUACCUUUUCAGUUGCUGCCUCUACGCCUGCUCCCGUCUGCGCUGGUUCAAACGUCAACCAGCCCUGCUAGACCAAACCGGCUCAUCAGCCAGCGACCUUUGGGCGAUACCACGGCCAAAACUGGUUGGAGCCGACAACGAAUCCAUGGGAUCCGGCUCAUCUGAAUUCACCAUCCGCGAAGAGAUCGAACGUCGUGUUGUGACGGACGUCACGCGUACUGAAGUCCGUACCGAAGCCACCGAACACGAGGAGGACGAGCACGAGCAUUUCACUCACACUCAAGCCGUCCAAGAAGAACGCAUCAUCAACUGA
This is a messenger RNA of Bursaphelenchus okinawaensis, 4583 nucleotides long. NCBI's taxonomy places the organism in Eukaryota, Metazoa, Nematoda, Chromadorea, Rhabditida, Aphelenchoididae. The record is from the annotation of a GenBank genome assembly.